GGAUUUUGGGAAGCCGUGCCUGUCGUGUGAGGGUUGCGCCACUGGCUCGGAUGCGCCGAGAGCGAAUAGGCGGGGCAGUGUGGCUCAGCGGCGUCCGCUCCCUGCGGAUCUCUGAGACGCCUGCAGAUGUUUGACAGCGCAGAGAAAAGGGCCAGACAAGAGCAGGAAACACCGGGACUUUGGAGUAUAGCGGGCACUUGGCUUAAGGGUCUCGUUCAGCGGGGGGUGGCGUGGGGUCGCAGACGGUCGAGGCGCAAACUGAAGCCGCGAGUUGCCGUAUGGGGACGAUGCAGUGAGCAGCCGGGCUCUUGGAGAGUUAGGGGGCCUAGGGAAUGGUUGGAUGGUGUUGCCGGUGAGGCUCGCGGUGCUGACUUCUUCGGAAGGUGUGGAGAUGGGCGCGCAAGUCGAUAUGUAUACAGGGCCUGACCCAGCCGCGCGACCGCGAUGCGUAAGAAGCGAUCAACGCGCCGUCGGGGACGCCUGGCUUGCCAGGAGCUGGGCCGCAUCUCCAGGAGGCUUCCGCCAUAACGGCGCUUGCGCCCGAGUGGGCCGCGUUGGGGCUGCGAGGGAAAAGGACAGAAGCCGGCAGCACGACGCUGAGGGACCACUCGUGGGCGGGCGUUGGGCGGGCGUAAGGCGAUUCGCAGACACCAGCCCAGUGGAGCCGGCGAGAGCGGUCCAUGCACGAGGGCGCUCCCGUUAUUCGUGGAGGGCUGCAGGUGGGAUGCAGGAGGGCAUGAUCAGACGAGAGCCCCGUUGGCUGUCGCCGCGUCGCUCGCCAUGGCCCUGCCUCUUGCGCGCAGCAAAUUCAUGCUCGUCUUCUGAUGAUCGACCCCCAGAGACGAGUCAAAACCAUCGAGGGCGCUCACCACAAGACACGCCGCUGCUGAGAGAGCGCCUUUGCUUCAACCGGCUGGCGCAAGCUAAAUCGAGCAGCGAGGACGAUGAAAAGGACCUAGCAACCAACAUCAGACCGCAUCCUUCCGAGCUGGGUCCGAAACCAGACCAUGGGCAUGAUAGGCUGUAUGCGCCUCUCCCCAAACGGCCGCAGGAGGUGUCGACGCCUCACGAUGCGGCCGUCAUCGGCCUGCAGAAGCAAAGACGCGCAAGUGCAGUCCAAUCCUGCCAUGGACGACGGUCUGCCUUAAAUCGCCGCAAUCGCAUGCACGACAAGAACCAGUGA
Molecule: messenger RNA, 1183 nt
Organism: Mytilinidion resinicola
Lineage: Eukaryota; Fungi; Ascomycota; Dothideomycetes; Mytilinidiales; Mytilinidiaceae
Exons: 2
Coding region: 341-1183 (280 amino acids)
Source: RefSeq, a predicted model, not a curated record